Molecule: messenger RNA, 1215 nt
Organism: Lynx canadensis (Canada lynx)
Lineage: Eukaryota; Metazoa; Chordata; Mammalia; Carnivora; Felidae
Gene: HSD11B1L
Product: hydroxysteroid 11-beta dehydrogenase 1 like
Exons: 8
Coding region: 222-1130 (302 amino acids)
Cellular component (GO): intracellular membrane-bounded organelle
Molecular function (GO): oxidoreductase activity
Source: RefSeq, a predicted model, not a curated record
CAGCAGGACCCCGUGAGGCGCCGGAUGGCUCGCCUGGCCGCAAAGACUCCUGGGAAAUGUAGUCCCGCCUGGCACGGUCCCGGGGGCGUGAGGGGGAAACAGGUGUCCGGCGUCUAGAAUGAGGCCGGAGCGUGACCCAAGAAGAUGUCGGAGCCCGGGAGAUCCACCCGCGCCCGCGCGGGGGCAUAAGGGCCCAGGCCCAGGAAGAGUGUGCCAGUGAGAUGGUCGUCACGGCAACGAGAGCCCCUGCAGCCCCGGGGAGGGCCAUGAAGGUACUGCUCUUCACCGGGCUGGGAGCCCUGUUCUUCUCGUAUUACUGGGAUGACAACUUUGACCCUGCCAGCCUCCAGGGAGCCCGCGUGCUGCUGACAGGGGCCAGUGCGGGCGUCGGGGAGGAACUGGCAUAUCACUACGCCCGCCUGGGCUCCCACCUGGUGCUCACUGCCCACACGGAGGCCCUCCUGCAGAAGGUGGUAGGGAACUGCCGGAAGCUGGGCGCUCCCAAGGUCUUCUACAUCGCUGCGGACAUGGCCUCCCCUGAGGUGCCCGAGCGCGUGGUGCAGUUCGCGCUGGACAAGCUGGGAGGACUGGACUACCUCGUGCUGAACCACCUCGGCGCCACCCCGGCAGGCUCGCGGUCCAGGAGCGUCCAGGCCACUCGCUGGCUCAUGCAGGUGAACUUUUUGAGUUACGUGCAGCUGACUUCGUUGGCGCUGCCCAGCCUGACGGACAGCAAAGGCUCUCUGGUGGUCGUGUCCUCGCUGCUCGGCCAGGUGCCCACAUCCUUCUCCCGCCCGUACUCGGCAGCCAAGUUCGCUCUGGACGGCUUCUUCGGCUCUCUGCGGCGGGAGCUAGACGUGCAGGACGUGAACGUGGCCAUCACCAUGUGUGUCCUGGGCCUCCGGGAUCGCGCCUCCCCCGCCGAGGGAGUCAGGGGCGUCACGAGGGCCAAGGCGGCCCCAGGGCCCAAGGCGGCCCUGGCCGUGAUCCGCGGCGGCGCCACACGCGCCCCCGGCGUCUUCUACCCAUGGCGCUUCCACCUGCUCUGUCUGCUCCGGGGAUGGCUGCCGCACCCGAGGGCCUGGUUCGUCCGCCAGGAGCUCAACGUCACCGCUGCCGCUGCUGCCUGAGCUGCUGCGGGUGGCACCCCUUCAGCUUCCCAGAGAGGGGAACCCUCUAUCCAGCCGUCCCGGAGCCGGGACACGAACCGAGACA